AAAAGAAAAGGAUUGAGAAGAAAAAGACAAGCCGGGCAAGGAUGGUGGUGUCCGGUGUGGUGGGAGGCGAGCCGCGAGUUGGUGGGGAAGGGGUGGGCGGUGGCAGCGCAAACAAGCAACUCCUUCCCACCUUCCCUUCCCCUCCCCUUCUCAUCCUUUCUCCGAUUGCCUCCAAUUACGAUUCUCCGAUCCCCAUUCCUGCCCCACACCCUCGCGUUCGGCUAAUCCGGCGGCAUGCGGCGCGGCGGCGUGGCUGCGGCGGCGGCGGACGGUGAUGUGGAGUCGCGUUUCCGCGGGGUGCGGAAGAGGCCGUGGGGCCGGUACGCCGCGGAGAUCCGCGACCCGGCGAAGAAGGCGCGCGUCUGGCUCGGCACAUUCGACUCCGCCGAGGACGCCGCCCGCGCCUACGACGCCGCAGCGCGGAUGCUGCGCGGACCCAAGGCCAGGACCAACUUCCCGCACCCCGCCGCCCACCACCACCACCUCCUCCACAUGCCCGCCGCCGCCGCAGCACCAUACACGACUCCCACUGCCACAGGCGUCUCGACGCCGCCGGUCCCUAGGCCGGCUUGCAGCAGCCUUAGCUCCACCGUGGAAUCCUUCAGCGGCGCGCGCCCGCGGCCCGUGCUCCCGCCGCGGCCCCCGCCGCCACCGAUCACCGACGUCGACUGCCGCAGCGACUGCGGUUCCUCGGCCUCGGUCGUGGACGAUGACUGCACGGAUGCGGCCGCCUCUCCGUCAUGCCCGUCCCCGCUCCCGUUCGACCUUAACCUGCCCCCCAGCGGCGGCGGCUGCGGAGCCGGCGUCGGGUCUUACGCUGAUGAGGAGGGCGAGCUCAGGCUCACGGCAUUGCGGCUGUGACGUCGAGCUCAAUCGAGCCGUUGCCUAGAGAAAGAUGAAAAGGAGAAAAAUAUUUGGUUCUUCUCUUCUCUCGUUGCCGACACGAACUCUCCCUCCACUACGAUGUUGUUGUUUACCUGAUAUGAUGAUGAUUACUAUUUGCCUGAAUCCUGGCCAACUUAUCUGCCUGCUUGUUUUCGGGCGAUUGGGGUUUAUCGCCAAAUCUUGCAGCAGCUGUUGUACUGUAAUAUAGCAACAUUUACUUCCUUCCUCUUGUGAGGGAAGAGACAGACAAAGUAACUUAUUUCAACCUUUAGCUACAGUUUCCCUUCUUGUUUUUACUUUUUACUCUUCAUGUAUAACUUGUUUGGGAUCGAUGAACUGGAAAAAAAUCCUUUAAAUGUUGAGAUCAAA
This is a messenger RNA of Zea mays, 1254 nucleotides long. RefSeq names its product ethylene-responsive transcription factor 3. Gene Ontology annotation, biological process: regulation of DNA-templated transcription. NCBI's taxonomy places the organism in Eukaryota, Viridiplantae, Streptophyta, Magnoliopsida, Poales, Poaceae. The transcript has a single exon. Bases 235 to 861 code for a protein of 208 amino acids. Gene Ontology annotation, molecular function: DNA binding; DNA-binding transcription factor activity. The record is from RefSeq and is a predicted model, not a curated record.